AUGGGGCUGCGGCCGCCGCGGCCCGGGGGGGCGGCGCGGCCCGGGGGGGCGGCCCGGGGGGGCCCCGCGCUGCUCCCGCUGCUGCUCCCGCUGCUGCUCCCGCUGCUGCUCCUGCCCGCCGGCGCCGGGGCCAAGUACGUCCGCGGCAACAUCAGCACCAAGGAGGACUGGGUGUUCCUGACCCGCUUCUGCUUUCUGUCCGACUACGGGCGCCUGGAUUUCCGGUUCCGAUACCCGGAGGCCAAGUGCUGCGAAAACAUCCUGCUCUACUUCGACGACCCCUCGCAAUGGCCCGCGGUCUACAAAAAGGGCAACAAGGACUGCCUGGCGAAGGAGUCGGUGAUCCGGCCGGAGAACAACCAGGUCAUCAACCUGACCACGGCGUACGCCUGGUCGGGCUGCCAGGUGCUGCUGCAGGACUCGGUGCGGUACCUGAGCUGCGCCAGCGGCCGCAGCUUCCGCUCCGUGCGGGAGCGCUGGUGGUACGUGGCCCUCAGCAAGUGCGGGGGCGACGGGCUGCAGCUGGAGUACGAGAUGGUGCUCACGAACGGGAAAUCCUUCUGGACCCGGCACUUCUCCGCUGACGAGUUCGGCAUCCUGGAGACAGACAUCACCUUCCUCCUCAUCUUCGUCCUCAUCUUCCUCGUCUCCUGCUACUUCGGCUACCUGCUGAAGGGCCGGCAGCUGCUGCACACCACCUACAAGAUGUUCAUGGCGGCGGGCGGCGUGGAGGUGCUCAGCCUGCUCCUCUGCUGCGGCUACUGGGGCCAGUACGCCUGUGACGGCGUGGGCAACGCCAGCCUCAAGAUCCUGGCCAAGCUGCUGUUCUCCGUCAGCUUCCUCAUCUUCCUGCUGAUGCUGAUCCUGCUGGGAAAGGGCUUCACCGUCACCAGGGGCCGCAUCAGCCACACGGGCUCGGUGAAGCUCUCGGUCUACAUGACGCUCUACUCCAUCACCCACGUGGUCCUGCUCAUCUACGAGGCCGAGUUCUUCGACCCCGCGCAGGUGCUGUACACCUACGAGUCGCCGGCCGGCUACGGGCUCAUCGCCCUGCAGUUCCUGGCCUACGUCUGGUUCUGCUACGCCAUCCUCAUCACCCUCAAGCAGUUCCCCGAGAAGCAGCCCUUCUACGUGCCCUUCUUCGCCGCCUACACGCUCUGGUUCUUCGCGGUGCCGGUGACGGCGCUGAUCGCCAACUUCGGGAUCCCCAAGUGGGCGCGGGAGAAGAUCGUCAACGGGAUCCAGCUGGGAAUCCACCUCUACGCCCACGCCGUCUUCCUGGUGAUGACGCGACCCUCGGCGGCCAACAAGAACUUCCCCUACCACGUGCGGACCUCGCAGAUCGGCAUCGUGGAGGAGGGGGCGGCGGGCGCCAAGUUCCCCCACCACGUCUACGGCAACGUCACCUUCAUCAGCGACUCCGUGCCCAACUUCACCGAGCUCUUCUCCAUCCCCCAGGGCCCCGGCGGCGCCGCCACCGUGCGGAAGCAGGUGGAGGAGACGCCAGCGGCGGAGCGGGGCCCCCCCGCCGGGCGCGUGGUGACCACGGCGGAGCCGGGGGGGCCCCCCCGGGCGCCCCCCAAGGGCGCGGGGCCGGGGGGCGAGGGCCCGCGGCCCCCCUGCCAGCUGCAGGCGCCCCAGCUCGCCGCCCACAACGGCUACACCGAGUACUUCAGCAUGCACACGGCGGGGGCCCGGCACUUGUAGCCCCCCGGCCGCGGGGGGCCCGGGCCCUGCCCCACGGGGCCCCCAAGUCCUGCCCCCUUGGGGGGCCCCCGGAUCCUGCCCCAUGGGGCCGCCACGUCCUGUCCCCUGGGGUCCUUGAAUCCUGCCCCAGUGGGACCCCAGAUCCUGCCCUGGUGGGACCUCAAGUCCUGCCCCAAGGGACCCCCCCAAGUCCUGCCCCAUUGGGACCCCCAAAUCCUUCCCCAUGGGGCCCCAAGUCCUUUCCCAUGGGGUCCUUGAAUCCUGCCCCAUUGGGACCCCCAAAUCCUUCCCCAGUGGGACCCCAAGUCCUUUCCCAUGGGGUCCUCGAAUCCUGCCCCUAUGGGACCCCCAAAUUCUUCCCCAGUGGGACCCCAAGGGACCCCCAAGUCCGUUCCCACAGGGUCCUUGAAUCCUGCCCCCAAAGACCCCCAAGUCCUCCCCCACUGGGCCCCCCAAAUCCUGCCCCAUGGGACCUCCAGUGCUGCCCCAUUGGGACCCUAAAUCCUGCUGCAAAGGACCCCCAAGUCCUGCCUAGUGGGACCCCAAAUCCUGCCCCGCUGGGGUCAUCCCUGCCCCACAGGAAGGUCCCAGCCCCCCCCAACCCCCAGGCAGGGUGAACGUGGGGCGCCCCGUCCCCCCAUGUGGGGGGGGGGCAGCCCUCUUGCCCCCCUUUGUCCCCCCCCCCCACCCUGGGGUGCAAUGGGGCCAGGUCUGCCCCCCCCAGACCCCCAUUUCUGGAGAGAAGGAUUUUGCCAAAAUAAAGAGGAUUCUCGUGUUUC
Messenger RNA from Dromaius novaehollandiae (emu), 2486 nucleotides. It is a transcript of the gene TMEM145, whose product is annotated as transmembrane protein 145. The coding region runs from base 1 to 1707 and encodes 568 amino acids. Lineage: Eukaryota; Metazoa; Chordata; Aves; Casuariiformes; Dromaiidae. Gene Ontology annotation, biological process: G protein-coupled receptor signaling pathway; response to pheromone. The transcript has 15 exons. The record is from RefSeq and is a predicted model, not a curated record.